Messenger RNA from Penicillium pulvis, 1830 nucleotides. Its product is annotated as transcription factor TFIIIC subunit TFC1. Gene Ontology annotation, biological process: transcription initiation at RNA polymerase III promoter. NCBI's taxonomy places the organism in Eukaryota, Fungi, Ascomycota, Eurotiomycetes, Eurotiales, Aspergillaceae. The record is from RefSeq and is a predicted model, not a curated record. The transcript is spliced from 5 exons. Gene Ontology annotation, cellular component: transcription factor TFIIIC complex. The coding region runs from base 1 to 1830 and encodes 609 amino acids.
AUGGACACACUCCGAGAGGCUCGAACGGCCCCGUCAUACAAUAUUCCGUCUCGACAGCUGAUCAGCGUGGAGCACCCUGCCGUCAUUCGCAACAUUGACAAAGCUAUUGAUACACUGCAAGGCAAUACAGGAGUCAACAAAAUCAUGAACCCGGCUAGAGCUGAUGCUCCUGCACAUCUAUUACUACGACCUGAAGAUGCCAUGGCAAGACCUCUGGUAUCUACAGUUGGGCAAACAAACAACAUCUUGCUCAAAGUGACAGUGCCCAAGCGCACUGGUCGGAAGCGCAAGAGAGGAUCCGACGAGCCGUUCACCGAGGUACCAGAAGAAGCACAAGGCCCUCAGCGGCAUACAGCAAAGGAUUUGAUGCGCUCUCUCCAUGAUAACCCCUCUCAGUACAAGAUCCAGCCGGUCGGGAAGGUUGAGCGUACUCAUGUAUUCCGAGGAAUGCCGGAUUUUGUCUACUCGACCACCAACAGUGUUUUUACUAAAAAGUUCCGGGAUUAUAUUGUCCCAUACGACCUGGAGAAAAUGAAGAGAUUUGAUAUCGACCUGGCAAAAGGUACAAUUAAAGACGCGGAUAUCAUUCCACCGCCGGCACUUAGUAGCGAACAAGUUCCGUUUCUCUACAUGUACCGCCAAAACCCGGGCGUGAAACAAACUCUGGAUGCAUCUGGCCGAAUCAUCACGGAGAACGUUCAACAAGCCACCAAGAUUCGCACUCACCUUGUGGGGCAUGAUGUCCCUGAAGUUCCCAGCAAACCCCAGGAAAGCCUCCCACCGAUUGAGACUCUCGACAUCACCCUGCGCAGAGUAAUCGAGUUCGUCACCGAGCUCUUUGAAAAGCGCCCUAUCUGGACUCGUCGUGCUAUUCGUAACUUCCUCCACUCAGAUGAACAACGCUACCUUCUUCGCCUGGCAAUUCCCUAUGUGGGAUAUAUCUUCCGCGCAGGACCAUGGCGUGACGGAAUCAUUAAGCUUGGUGUCGACCCGCGCACUUCCCCAGAAUUUCGGCACUACCAGACCUUCAUGUUCCGCCUCAUGCCCGGUGAAUCUGAUUUAGGUCGAGAUGGUAGCCGCCGUGAUAAAUAUGCCCGUCUGGAUCCAGAAACUCGAAUUGACAUCCCCGAUUCCAGGGAUUCUUAUAUUUUCACAGGAAAAUUACCACUUCACCAAGAUGGAAGAAUCUGGAUGGUCUGCGAUAUCAAAGACCCCCUUUUGAAAAAUCUCCUCUACCCACCCGAAGAGAGCUUGACCGAACCUCAUCUCCGAGAGACGUGUGAGAUUGUCUCGGAUGGCUGGUAUGGUAGCGGAACUUUAGCCAAAGUGAAGAUCAUCAUGCGUGCCAAAAUUGCAUCGCUUCUCGAGGGGGUUGAGCCUGAUGAUGCGGAGUACAUGAAGGUUUCCCAAUUUCCUAACUUUGCUAGCUCGGAGGCUGAAGUGUCUGCCAACUUCCAGGUUGAUCCGCGCACAUCGACUCCGAAAGAGAUAUCUCUGGCAACCGAGAUUCGUGCUGCUAUUAAGAGUGCUCCACAGUGGAGGCGGAUCAACGCGAAGGACAAGGAGGGAGAAGAGAGGAAAGGGAAGGGCAAAGGAGUAAGCUCGACCCCGUCGACGCAGAGAAGAGAAAUGAAUAUGGAUGAAUAUGAAGAUGGGGAUCUGAAAGGAGUGGAGAGUGAGGGCGAAGAGGAAGAGAUGGAGAGGGUGGAGAUACUGGAGGAGCAGGUUGCGGCUGCAUUGGCGGCUAGGGAGGCUGCCGAGGAAGAGGAAGAGGAUAACGAUAUGCAGGAAGAUGAUGACGAUGAAGAGGGUGAGGAAGAAGAAUACUGA